UUGGUAGCUCACAAUGGCUACAACCAAGAUCGUAGCUCUUAGCUUCAUCGUCCUCCUUAGCAUUGGAUUAUCCAAUGCUGCAAGGGUAGCUAGAUAUGUUAGUGCCGGGGGUGGAGGUGGCGGAGGGGGAGGUGGUGGUGGGUCGGGGAAUGGUUCUGGAGGGGGGUCUGGCUAUGGCUCUGGGUAUGGUCAGGCAGGUGGGUCUUCUGGUGGAGCAUACGCUAGUGGAGGUGGUGGAGGUGGAGGUGGUGGAGGUGGAGGUGGACAAAAUGGUGGAUCAGGAUCUGGUUCCGGUUCUGGCUCUGGGUACGGUCAAGCUGGGGGAUAUGGGCCUAACGGUGGUACAUAUGCUCAGGGAGGCGGACAAGGUGGAGGUGGCGGCGGUGGACAAAAUGGUGGGUCUGGGUAUGGUUCCGGUUCUGGCUCUGGGUAUGGUCAGGCUGGCGGUUAUGGGCCUUAUGGUGGAGGGUAUGCUCAAGGAGGAGGCCAAGGUGGAGGUGGUGGCGGUGGACAAAAUGGUGGGUCUGGACAAGGCUCCGGUUCCGGCUCUGGUUAUGGUCAAGCCGGCGGAUAUGGACCUUAUGGUGGUGGAUAUGCUCAAGCAGGUGGUCAAGGUGGUGGCGGUGGUGGUGGACAUAGCAGCCCAGGCGGCGAUGGAUAUGGGAGUGGUUCGGGAAGUGGGUCUGGGUCUGCCAAAAGUGGUGGUUAUUGGCACCCAUAAAACGUCUAUAGGAAGAUAUCAGAUGCGAAACCUAUUGCGCUGAUGCCAACAUAUUAGACUACUGGUAAUAUGGUUCGAAUGUGUCAUGUACUAGAAUAAUAAGAAAUAAAUGGCCUUGCAUUGGCUGAUGUAAUAAGAUUAGUGGUCUUGCAUACUACUACUACCAAUGGACGUGUAUCACUGUUAAUCAAUUGGUUUGUUAUUUGCCAUCUUAUAUGGAGUGUAUAUACGAAUGUUGCUGACUCUGUUUAUG
This is a messenger RNA of Phragmites australis (common reed), 974 nucleotides long. RefSeq names its product putative glycine-rich cell wall structural protein 1. The coding region runs from base 14 to 721 and encodes 235 amino acids. The transcript has a single exon. Lineage: Eukaryota; Viridiplantae; Streptophyta; Magnoliopsida; Poales; Poaceae. The record is from RefSeq and is a predicted model, not a curated record.